This is a messenger RNA of Salmo salar (Atlantic salmon), 3876 nucleotides long. NCBI's taxonomy places the organism in Eukaryota, Metazoa, Chordata, Actinopteri, Salmoniformes, Salmonidae. The record is from RefSeq and is a predicted model, not a curated record.
CCCAUGAGUACAGCACAGACUUCAGCACAGCCCAGUUCAUGAACUCAUAACAGCUAUUUCCAUCUCAUUCUCUGCCUCCUAGACUGCGGACAACAGCCCAGACCCGUCAGAAUACCCAGAUGGAAGAUAUCUGACCCCAGAUUUUACCCCCAUAUAAACUCUGUGUGUGUGUGUCUGUGUGUGUGUUUGUAGAUACAGUAAGAUUCUUUGGUGCUAGGGUGUCCUCUGGUUCGUCUUAGGUGGAAUUCGAUGUAAAUCACUUGUGUGGCCGGUGUGCUUUUGGGUCUUUUGACGAUUCUUUGGGGGCCUGGAGGAACAUGGCUAUGAAAUCAGUGGCUGUGUUACUGUGCUGGCUUGCAGCAACCCUUUCACAACAACCUGGAGUAGACCCACAUACUGAUCCCGGAUUUCACGUAGGACCAGGACCCCACACUCACACUCACACAGAAACCACCAUAGUCACACGCACUUGGACCCACGAAGAUGAACAUCCUCCAUCCCCCUGCGAUAAAGUGAACGAGUGUCCCAUUGACCUCUACUUCGUGAUGGACUCCUCGGAGAGCAUCGCCUUGCAGCAGCCUCCUCCAGGGAGCCUGGUGAAGAAGGUGGCAGAUUGGACGAGGCAGUUUGCCCUGAGCCUCAGGGAGGAGGUGUACAACAGACAGGUGAAGUUCAGCUGGUUUCUGGGGGGACUCCACUUCUCUCAGACACAGGAAGUCAUCAGUGAGAUCAGCAGCAGAGAAAACUUUCUCAUGAAGAUGGAUUCUAUAGACUGGUUAAACUCUUACCUGGGUAAAGGUACCUACACUGACUGCGCCCUGGACAAGAUGACCGAGGAGAUUCAGCGCCGCGACCUCCGGGGACACAACUCUAUCCGUUUCGCUGUGGUGGUCACUGACGGACAUGUGACUGGCGCCCCCUGUGGGGGGAUCAAGGUGUCUGCAGAACGGGCUAGAGACCAGCACAUCAGCUUGUUCUCAGUAGCUGCUUCCAAUGUGGUGGAGGAAGCAGGGAUGAGGCUGAUCGCUAACUCACCAGCGGGGGUCUAUCGUUCCAACUACAUGGCUGUCAAUGUCACAGACCUUAAAACCUGUCACAGUCCACCGUGUGAUGCCCCCACUGGGAAAAUAGUCACAUCAUCCAUCAACCAAAUCAUCAACGCUAUGAAAUAUCAAGCUUAUCUGAAGUGUUCCAAACUCCAGUGCCUGGAGUUUCCAGGCCCACCAGGUCUGGAGGGAAACAGAGGACUAAAGGGAAUGAAAGGAGGAGUUGGACUUCGUGGUGCUAAAGGGACCAAGGGCAAACAGGGAGACUCUGGUAUUGAAGGUGUGAUCGGUCCCGCAGGUCACAAGGGUGCGAUUGGUCUGAAAGGUGAAAAGGGUGAAUUUGGAUCGGAUGGAACCAAGGGAGUGUCAGGAGGACAUGGCAGGAAUGGAACGGAUGGGCAGAAGGGUAAAAUUGGUCGAAUCGGAACUUAUGGUUGUAAAGGAGAUCCGGGAGAAAGGGGCCCAGAUGGUUAUCCAGGAAGUGCUGGGGAUAUAGGACAGCCUGGUGACAGCGGAGAGAAGGGAGACCCUGGUCAUAACGGAAAACCAGGUCCCACUGGACCUCCUGGAGAAGCUGGACCACCGAGUUAUCCAGGAAGUCCUGGGAUUCCAGGCUCACCAGGAAGGAAGGGAAUGCCAGGACCCAACGGUGAACCAGGACCAAAAAGCCAACCUGGGCGACCAGGAGACCCUGGACUUAAGGGACUUAACGGACCAGACGGACCUAAAGGAAGCAAGGGUGAAGCUGGUCUACAGGGGAAGCCAGGUCCGCAUGGGGUUGUCGGGCCCAAAGGAUCAAAGGGAGGUCCAGGGCUGCCCGGUCCAAGAGGACAUCAAGGAGAUGAUGGGCCAGAUGGACAGAUCGGAGCUGCUGGAGAGCCUGGUGAUCCUGGACAGACUGGACCCCAUGGAAAUCCUGGACCAAAGGGCGACAAAGGAAGAAAUGGGUUCAACUAUCCGGGACUAAGAGGAGAAACGGGAGCCAGAGGGGACAAUGGACGUCCAGGCCCUUUAGGAAGCAGAGGUAACUGUGGCAACAAAGGAGAAGCUGGGACGAAAGGACCAAACGGUGAACCGGGACAUCCAGGUCAACAGGGAGUGAAUGGGAGGAGAGGACCCAGAGGAGGCCGUGGGGCGCCUGGUAAUCCUGGACCAGAGGGAGACCCUGGCCUUUCUGACUGUGAUGUGAUGAGCUACAUCAGAGAGACAUGUGGUUGUUGUGACUGUGAGAAGAGAUGCGGGGCGCUGGACAUUGUGUUUGUGAUUGACAGCUCAGAGUCGGUGGGUCUGACCAACUUCACCCUGGAGAAAAACUUUGUCAUCACCACCAUCAACAGGCUGGGAUCCAUGGCAACACACCCGCAUUCAGAGACAGGAACCAGGGUUGGCGUUGUGCAGUACAGUCACAACGGGACCUUCGAGGCCAUCCGACUUAACGACUCCAACAUAGACUCCAUCGCUGCCUUCAAGGUGGCUGUGAAGAACCUCCAGUGGAUAGCCGGGGGAACCUGGACUCCCUCCGCUCUGAAGUUUGCCUACGACCACCUGAUCAGGGACAGCCGACGGACCAGAGCCAAGGUGUCGGUCGUCGUCAUCACGGACGGACGCUUCGACCCGCGGGAUGACGACUCUCUGCUGACCUACCUCUGCAACGACUCCAGCGUGGACGUGAACGCCAUCGGGGUCGGGGAUAUGUUCGACCGGGAGGGACAGCACGAGAGCCUCGAGUCCAUCGCAUGCCAGAGGCAUGAUCGCGUGACAGGGAUGACACGUUUCGCUGACCUGGUGGCGGAUAACUUUAUAGACAGGAUGGAGUCCGUGCUCUGCCCCGAGCCCAUUAUUGUUUGCCCUGACUUGCCCUGCGUAACAGAACCAGAGGUGGCACAGUGUAUUGACAGACCUGUAGAUCUGGUUUUCCUUCUGGACGGUUCUGAGCGUCUCGGUCAUGAGAACUUCGACCAAGUCCGUGACUUCGUCCAGCACUUGGCGAACCACCUGACGUUGGCGCGAAACAAGAACGACGGCCAUGGAGCCCGCAUGGCGCUGCUGCAGUACGGAGGAGAAAAUGAGCAUCACCUGGCCUUUCAUAUGACCCACGACCUUCCGUCCAUCCUAGAGGGUCUAGCCAGCAUGGACUAUCAUGACAUGUCUUCUUCUGUGGUGGGGGCGGCCAUCUCGCACACCGUAGACCACGUCCUGAUGCGGCUCAACGUCCGCCAGACCAGACCCCACGCCGAGCUCAACUUCGUCUUCAUGACUGACGGCGUCACCGGGACGAAGGGGCUGGAGGAGGCGGUCGACGCCAUGCGAAACAAGCAGGCAGUCUCCACGGUGAUCGCCAUGGGGACCGACGUGGAACAGGAAGUGUUGGAGAAGCUGGCCUUAAAGGACCAGUACGCCAUCUUUAAAGGAACAGACUUCUCUGAGCUCAACAAGCACAGCUUCCUAGAUCGGCUCCUUCAGUGGGUCUGUUAGAGGGGAAAUUUUGAUUUGGAAUGUCAUGUUUAUGGAUUUCACUGUUUUAAAAGGAUUGAGGUCAAGUUAAUGUUGAUAAUUAAUGGAUUAGGGUUAGUUUGAGGGUUAGGGUGUAAAGGUUGUUUAUGGGUUAGUGUAAGGGUGUAUAUUGCCCUCAUUGAGAUCAUCCAUGUCUGCAUUUGGUUUACCAUCAAGUGAAACCUCAAGCAUAAGCAAUAGUCAAUACAAGGAUCAGUCACAGGGCUGUUUGUUUAUGUUUCAAUCGAUUUUUUUCAGAAUAUUGUAAUAAUUACGUACAAACUGGAUAUGUUUUAUAAGAAUUCAUUAAAGAAAUGUAAGUACUGUUUAGCAAACA